Messenger RNA from Phytophthora nicotianae INRA-310, 1198 nucleotides. RefSeq lists its product as hypothetical. Gene Ontology annotation, cellular component: oligosaccharyltransferase complex. NCBI's taxonomy places the organism in Eukaryota, Oomycota, Peronosporomycetes, Peronosporales, Peronosporaceae. Bases 34 to 1107 code for a protein of 357 amino acids. The transcript has a single exon. The record is from RefSeq and is a predicted model, not a curated record.
UUUCGAUCUUCCACGUGGCGAGUUCGAGUGACGAUGGCGCGGGGAACGAUGCGCUUGCUGGCGCUGCUGGCGACGCUGCUGGUGGUCGUGAGCUGGUCCGGAGGGGACGUCGAAGCCAAGAAGAGCCGCAAGGGCAAGGACGCGCCGCUCAAGGGCAGCGAGAAGCUGGUACAGCUGCAGGGUCGCGUGCGUGACGGUGUGAUCCCCUUCACGAGCGAACUCUUCGGACGCUACGCUGUGCGACCGGACCGUCCGUACCACCUGGUGCUGCUGUUCACAGCCACUGCUGCCAAGUACAAAUGCGAGACGUGUGCGCAAGUGGCGCCUGAGUUUGAGACGCUGGGCGAGAGUUACGAAGCUGCCAAGCAGGUCAAAGUGGACACGCGCGAUGGACUCGAGGUUUUCUUCGGUGUCGUGGACUUUGAGACCAACCAGGAGGCCUUCGGUAUGUACGAGUUCACGUCUGCUCCUCACGUGGUGUACGUGGCGCCCGACCGCUCCAUUGACGCGGGCGACCGCAUGCCAAAGAAGGCCAAAGUGGAGCCGCAGAACCUCUACAACGUCUACUCACAGGGCAAGGAGGCCGAGUCUAUGGCCACUUUUGUCAAGCAACGUACGGGCUUCGAGUUCGCUGUCCAGAGAUCCAAGACGUUCCUCUACGUGCUGCUAGUUGUGGCACUAGCGUCCACUGCUUUGACGGCGAAACUGGUGCUGUCCCAUCUGGACUUUGUGAUGGCCAAACUGCGUCGCAAACAGCUCUGGAUGACAGUCUCGCUGCUGUUCUACGGCCUCUCUGUGUCAGGUAUGGUAUACUGCAUCAUCCGCAACCCGCCUCCCUACACGGCCGACCGCAAGGGCAACAUCCAGUACUUCCACCCUCAGGGUCGCCAGCAGUUCGUCUACGAAGGGCUCAUUGUCGGCGGCUACGACGUGGCUGCUGCCGUCUUCAUGAUCCUACUCUCGCAGUGGGCGCUGUACGUACGCAACCCUGCUGUGCGCUAUCUGUCCAUCGUGGGCUGCGCUGUGGGCUUCGUGUUCAUGUAUCGCCAGAUGACGAACGCCUACAAGUUCAAGAACCGCUGGUACACGGGCUGGAUGGGCUUCUAAGGCGCUUGACCCAAGUACGCUACACUACGAUGCAUUGCGUUCAUUUGUGUAGGACUAAGAGCUCAAUUUGAACAAGUUGUCAUCACGUCAA